AUGCGGUCGGAGGAAGCUUCUUCACCGGAUCCGAGAGAAGAGAGGGGAAAGAAGAUGAGCAGAAACAGAGACAAUCAUCGCUGUUUCUUACCGGAUUCUUUCACGGUCGUCGUCUCCGGGAAGAAUGAAGGAUUCGCCGGUGACAACAAUCUUUGCAUGACUUUUUCCGGUCACCGGCUUUACCUCCUCCGUCGUCUACCUCUCGCCGCCGAUCUCACCAACGAAUCUCUCUCUCGUCUUACAAGAUAA
Messenger RNA from Arabis nemorensis, 249 nucleotides. NCBI's taxonomy places the organism in Eukaryota, Viridiplantae, Streptophyta, Magnoliopsida, Brassicales, Brassicaceae. The record is from the annotation of a GenBank genome assembly.